Aspergillus fijiensis CBS 313.89 is the source of this 1170-nucleotide messenger RNA. RefSeq names its product STIMATE family protein. The transcript is spliced from 2 exons. The coding region runs from base 1 to 1170 and encodes 389 amino acids. Gene Ontology annotation, cellular component: membrane. NCBI's taxonomy places the organism in Eukaryota, Fungi, Ascomycota, Eurotiomycetes, Eurotiales, Aspergillaceae. The record is from RefSeq and is a predicted model, not a curated record.
AUGGCCCGUAUAUCGCCCACUUUCAUCCUCGCCGCAGCGACGGUCAUCGCAGUACUCAGUAGCGGCGUGGGGGCAUCGUCUAUCGGAGAUCAUUCAGCCCCAGGCGCUUCUCCUACACCCUCCCCGUCUGCUACCAUGCAACAGUCCGCCUCCUACCUAGCUGCCUCGGAGUCUGGAGGGGAUGCUGAGGAUAAUGGAGAGUGUAGGCUCCUUGGUCCCUUUUCGCUGCUGGUGCAGGCCGCACUUGGGGCCCUGGCGCUCUUAUCGCUGGUCUAUAAGCGUUGGAGGGAGAGACCCCAACGACCGGUGAAGGUCUGGGCAUUCGAUGUUUCAAAGCAAGUCUUCGGCUCGGCCAUGUUGCAUCUGGCGAAUCUUCUCAUGUCCAUGUUCUCGGCCGGCCAGUUUGAGAUUCAAAGCAAAUAUAAGCCCAACCCAUGUUCGUUCUAUCUUCUGAACUUGGGAAUAGAUACCACUCUCGGUAUCCCCAUCUUGAUCUUCAUAUUACACAUCUUGAGCCGCCUCGCCAUGUUUACUCCCCUUGCGAAUCCGCCAGAGUCUAUUGAGUCUGGAAACUACGGUCGCCCGCCCCGUGCUUCCUGGUGGUUCAAGCAGUCGAUGAUAUACUUCCUUGGAUUACUAGGGAUGAAGAUUUGUGUCUUCUUCAUCAUUCAAUUGCUGCCUUUUAUCGUCAAGGUGGGCGAUUGGGCUCUACGGUGGACGGAGGGCAAUACCGCUGUCCAAAUCAUUUUCGUUAUGCUUCUUUUCCCGGUUAUCAUGAACGCCAUUCAGUAUUACAUCAUCGAUACCUUUAUCAAAAAGCCGCUCUCUCUGCCACAGGGCACUGUGGAAGAGGAGAAUGGCGGUGACCGAGCAGCUGAACACGAUGACGAGCACCGUCGUGGACUGCUGGCCGGCGUGGAUGAUGAUGUUUCGUUUUCGGACGAUGGUUCGGUGGGUAAAGGUAGAAGGGGACCUGACUCGGAGAGCUCUACACCAGGGAAGGAAGAUCUCGUACGAUUUGACUCGGUGGAGUAUAAUCCCGCCGCUCAUGGCGAAUGCAGUUCAGCAUCGUCAGCGACGGUGUCGGCCAGGUCUGGAAGCGAUCGUGAUGGGCUCGGAGGAUCAUCUCCGUCGAUCAAGCCGAGUGGCCAACCAACGGAUACACUAUAA